CGUAAUGAUAUCUUGAGUUAUAUGUACAAUUAGAAUGUCAGGUAUUAAUGGCUAAAAGCCAAAAGGUAUUCUGAGAUUAGAGUAUCCUAAGUGGAUCGUCAAUAUAGGUACAGCUAGAAUACAAAUCGAACGCAUGGCUGAACGAUUUUUUACGAUGAACUUGAAGUUAUGCAAAUCAAUUUAUAGAAUUUACUUAAUUGUCAUAUAAAUUAUAUACGUUCAUAAAUAAUUUUCACAAAUCAAAUUCAUACAAUCAUAAAAUGUGCGAAGAAAUCGAACUUCAUCGAUACGACGACACGCCUUGGGGAUUUCGACUGACAGGAGGCCAUGAUUUCGGAAUUCCUCUUACUGUCGUUCGGGUGACUGGAGGUAGUUUGGCCGAGGAAGCUGGCAUGAAUGUUGGAGAUAUGAUUAUUGAAAUUAAUGGAGAUAACACAGCACAGAUAACUCAUAGUGAAGCUCAGCAAUGUAUUUUAGAAGCUGGCAAUAGUAUUACUCUUUCGAUUUUACGAGGAAGUCCUGUACUAGCAGUUACACCGACCAGAGGACUACACACACCUUCAGUCAUUGAUCGUGCAACAUCUUCUAUUGGAAGUUUAACUGAAUAUGAGCAUAGAGAUAAUGUAGUAUCAGUUGUAUCAGAAUCAUAUGAGAGUGGUCAUGAGAUGACUGAGGAAGAAAUAGCUGAAAAAUUAUUAGAAAGUGCUGAAGUUAUUGAAAAUAAUGGGAAAAAUGUCAUAGGUGUCAAUUUUAAACGUUUUGUGCCUAAAUGUGAUUUCAUUAAAAAUUCACUGGUAUUUCAAACAUUACAAGAAGAACAAAUUUUUGACCAAAAAUCAGAGCAAGAACAAUUAAAAAGGUGUCCGACAAAAAGAUUUUCAACAUUUUUAACACCACCAAAUAGGCCAAAAAUCAGACCGCCUGAAAAAAAAAAACCUGAAGAAGUGAAACAAACUGAGGUAAAUGAAUCUGAAAAUCAGCUAGUCGAGGAAAAUAAAUCAGAUUCUUGCGAACAAGUAUGUACCAACUGUAAAUGUAAAUUAAGUGAUAUAGAAGAUUGUAUUGUAUCUACGGAUACAGUAACAGAAAUAGAAAAUCACAAUAUUGAUCAUAAUGUAGAAAAUUUUGAAGAGAAUUUGGAAAAUCUAAUUGACAUUGAAAUUGAAGGAGAUGAAGAGCCAAGUGAGAUUGACCAUGAAGAAAAAGAAAAUAUUAAAACAAAUGAGGACUUUAUUGAAAAAAAUGAAGAAAUUUAUGAAUCAAAAAUAGUUGAGGUGAACAAAGAGCCUGAGAAUACGUUUGAAAAGAGUAUAUUAAAUAUUCAAAAUCAGUUGUCAGCUAUUCGGGAAUUACCGCUACAGAUACAAAAUCAUAUUUCAUUGUUGGAAAAACAACUUUCAGAUAUACUCUCACACAAAAUUCAAUCAACUGAAAGUAAUGAAACUAAAAACAAUGAUGACGAAGAAGAACAAAAAGAAAACAAGGAGGAACAGGAAAAUGUUGAUGACGGGUCACUUGAGACAUUAUAUGAUGAUGAUGAAGUGUUUGAGACAGUCAUUGAUGAAACAUUUGAAGAUGUACAAGAAUUGGAAUCUAAUGGAAUAUCAGAAGAUAAUUUUGAUGAAGAAGCUGAAGAUAGAGAACCUAGUGGUAGGCCAAUGUACCCCCUUACACCAUUGCCAAGACCUAUCGUAUUACCAGGUGGUCGCAAAUGGAGAUGCCCCAAAGAUGCUUACAAUGAGAAAUUUAUUGCUGAAACAUUGAUAUCACAAGCGGAAGUUUUAGUUGGUUCUACAUUGGGGGUAAAUUUUAGAAAGUACGAGCCACCAAAAUUUGAUUUGUCUAAUUCAGCGGUAUACAAAUUAGUACAUAAUAUUGAGAAAAAAAAUACUGGGGGUAUUGAAAAUAGGCCUGAAGUAGUCGCUGCCGAAGAAGAUUUCUACUACCACAAACCAAUUGACGCAAGACAAUUCUACUUAGCUACACUCCCACAACCAAGAACAGUUCCGGAUUUUGAAUCAGAUAAUCAAUAUGGACAUUAGAUGUAAACUAUAUUUUAUUUUUAAAUACAAAGUAGUAUUCUGUUCUAAAAAAUAUUAUUUAGUAUAAGUUAUUUGUUAUUAUUUGUUAUACCUACAAUUAACAUUUUAGUUUAAUAUCAUAGAAAAUGUUAGAAUAUCACAAAAUGUACCAAAACUUUCUAAUUUAUUGUAUUAAGUUUAUGUCUUAUUUUUAAUGUGUUAAUAAUUUAAUGUUAAUUAAUUCUCUGA
Messenger RNA from Metopolophium dirhodum (rose-grain aphid), 2270 nucleotides. RefSeq lists its product as uncharacterized. Gene Ontology annotation, cellular component: adherens junction; Z disc; filamentous actin. The coding region runs from base 261 to 2042 and encodes 593 amino acids. NCBI's taxonomy places the organism in Eukaryota, Metazoa, Arthropoda, Insecta, Hemiptera, Aphididae. The record is from RefSeq and is a predicted model, not a curated record. Gene Ontology annotation, biological process: actin cytoskeleton organization; muscle structure development. The transcript has 10 exons. Gene Ontology annotation, molecular function: actin binding; muscle alpha-actinin binding.